AUACUUGGUCAGAAGGGCAAAUGAAUGCGGCGGCAUGUGAAGCCACUCGAGUGCGAGGUGCUCGUUUGAUUCAUGGGUGUGUCUGCGGCCUCAAUACUCAAUCGCCUUCUUUCCCGUAAGAACCUGACCGCCAGAACCGAACCCACCGGCGCCAAAGCCGCCGCCACCACAGUCCUCAAAUACCUGAAAGAGGGUCGCCUCCGAAAAGCUGUCUUGGUCCUGUUCGAUUCCCCAUUUCCCUUUCCUCAUCCACUGUACGCUCGCCUCUUCCAAAUUUGCUCUUCCAAUCGCGCACUUGUUGAAGCUCGAAAGGUCGAGUCUCAUUUGGUUACUUUUUGCCCCAAGCCACCGACUUUCCUGUUGAAUCGGGCCAUUGAGGCGUAUGGUAAAUGUGGGUGUUUGGAGGAUGCGAGGGAGCUGUUCGAGGAAAUGCCUCAGAGAGAUGGGGGAUCUUGGAAUGCGAUGAUAACUGCGUAUACGCAGAAUGGGUAUGCUUCAGAAGCAUUGAAUUUGUUUUUGGAUAUGAAUAAAUCCGGUGUUUAUGCUACCGAGAUAACUUUAGCUAGUGUUCUUGGGUCUUGUGGUUCUGUUUUAGCUCUUCACUUUUCGAAGCAAAUUCAUGGGCAUAUUGUUAAAUGUGGCUUUGUUGGCAAUGUGAUUCUUGAGAGCUCGCUUGUUGAUGUAUAUGGAAAGUGUCGGCUUAUGAAUGAUGCACGUAGCAUGUUUGAUGAAAUCCAGAAUCGAAAUGAUGUUUCCUGGAAUGUGAUUGUUAGGCGCUAUCUUGAGGUGGACAAUGGGAAAGAAGCAGUUUCAAUGUUUUUCCAAAUGUUCCGGGAGGCAGUAAUGCCAUUGAGUUUUACUUUUUCCAAUGCUCUCAUUGCUUGUUCAAGUAUGGCAGCUCUGAUAGAAGGCAAGCAAAUUCAUGGCAUUGUAGUUAAAGUAGGUUUGGAAGAAAAUGAGGUUAUUUCGAGCUCUUUAAUUGACAUGUAUAUGAAAUGUGGAACAUUAGUAAACGCUCACCAAGUAUUUACCCAACCUAGUUCAAGAAAUCUUAUUUCUUGGACUUCAAUGGUAUAUGGAUAUGCAAUGUCUGGGGAAGUUCUAAAAGCCAGGGAGCUUUUCAAUGAAAUGCCUGAACGCAAUGUGAUUUCAUGGAAUUCUAUGCUGGCAGGGUAUAUUAAUUCCCGUCAAUGGGAAGAGGCAUUGGAAUUUGUCCACUUGAUGCACAGUUCGAUUAAGGAGGUUGAUCACAUAACGCUUCGCCUGAUAUUGAAUGCAUGUACUGGCCUUUUAGAUGUUGAAAGAGGAAAGCAAGUUCAUGGUUUUGUCUAUAGAAUUGGUUUCUAUGCUAAUCUCUUUAUUGGCAAUGCCCUUCUUGACAUGUAUGGUAAAUGUGGGAACUUGAAAAGUGCCAGAGUUUGGUUCUACCAAAUGAGUCAAUGGCGGGAUAAAGUUUCCUGGAAUGCACUACUCACUACCUAUGCUCGCCAUGGCUUGAGUGAACAGGCUAUGACAAUUUUCUCAGAGAUGCAAUGGGAAACAGCUCCUAGUAAAUUUACCUUUGCAACUCUUUUAGGAGCCUGUGCAAACACUUUUGCGUUAGAGCAAGGUAAACAAAUCCAUGGCUUCAUGGUUAGAAAUAAUUAUGAGAUAGAUAUCGUAGUUAGCGGAGCUUUAGUCGAUAUGUACUGCAAAUGCCGCCAACUUGACUAUGCUCUCAAGGUUUUUGAACACGUGGCUUCACGCGAUGUGGUUCUGUGGAACUCCAUUAUCUUAGGAUGUUGCCACAACAGAAGGGGUAUGAUAGUAAUCAAACUAUUUCAAUUGAUGACGAUGGUGGAAGGCAUUAAACCGGACCAUGUAACCUUCCAAGGUAUUUUGCUUGCUUGUGUGCAUGAAAAUCUCGUUGAGUUAGGUAGGCAGUAUUUCGAUUCAAUGAGUGAGAAGUUCUGUAUCAUACCUCGAUUAGAGCACUACGAAUGCAUGAUUGAGCUCUAUGGACGACAUGGAAACAUGGAUGAGCUCCAAAAAUUUAUCAACAAUAUGCCCUUUGAUCCCACUGUUCCAAUGCUGGAAAGAAUCCUUGAUGCAUGUAGGAAACACGGACACUCGAGGUUGGCAGAAUGGGUAACCAUACGACUCAACAAGCAGAACUUUCUUUAAAUACCCACAAAGACUGUUGUGUGGAUUCCGGAUCCAAAGGGUAAAUUCUCCACCAAAUCUUUUGCCUAAAUGAACACAUCUCUUCCGGAUCAUGUUACCCCUAAAUGGACACUCGAGGUUGGCAGAAUGGGUAACCAUACGACUCAACAAGCAGAACUUUCUUUAAAUACCCACAAAGACUGUUGUGUGGAAUCCGGAUCCAGAGGGUAAAUUCUCCACCAAAUCUCUUGCCUAAAUGAACACAUCUCUUGUGGAUCAUGUUACCCCUCUUCAUAAGGAAAUAUAGACUGACUUUUACCCCCAGAAAAAAUCAAAAUUUUCCUUUGGGAACUCAGCCAUUGUGCUAUUAAUACUGGUGACAACCGCACAUGGCUCUCUCACCACACUGCUACACCCUUUGCAAGCCUGCCCAUGAGACACCAAGCCACUUGUUUUUUAGCUGUAUUUUUGCCAACAGUUUUUGGAAGGAGUUCGCACACUCCUUUGGCUGGUCGACUGCACUACUUAAGGAGAUUAUCACCCUCCUCACAUACACCCUCACUGGCCACCCCUUCACAGAUGGCAAGCGAGCCAUGUGGAUGCACCUUUUUUAGGGCCUUUUUGUGGAGCAUUUGGAUUGAAUGGAACGACUCUCUUCAAUGAAAAAGGAAGCGCCUAUGAUAGAUUUUUUUUUAAUGUUUUAUCUUUCAAUAGCUCCUAUAGUUUUUCCCUCCUUUCGACCAAUUGGAGAAGUCUUUUUGGAACUCCUUUGGUUGGGUUUAUCGCCCGUCUUUUAUAAAUUCCUCUCAGCUCAUGCCAUCAUGGUUCGAAACCACUGUGGAAAGUUGUCUCAUUCAUUGUAGAAUCUAAAGUUUUCGGCUACCUGCUCAAUAGCAUCAACAAUCAAAAAGAAAUUUAGAUCCAAGGUCUGAAUGAUAAGAGGCCAAGGUAUUAUUUCUCAUUACGGCAUCAAGUGUUUGCUCUAGGCGCUCAAUGAGAAGAAACCAGGAUCUUGAUCUACCCAACCUGUUGAUUGUUAUAAUCCCCACCCCACAAGUCAAGUCAUUCAUGAACUAAGCUAUCAAUGCUUAUUUAAACAGGGAAACUAUGAAGCGAGUCCAUCGAGGUAUCGUUAAGGGUUCAAAGCUUGCUUUCUGUAAUUUGAACAAACAAGAACAACAAACUUGGGUGAUACUUGGCGUUUCUGCUUGAAGGGUCAGCUGUUUUAGUUGCCCUGACUCAUAUAUAUAUAGCAGAACAGGAGCUGAUUCUUUAUUCUUUUAACAUAUAAUGGAAAAUGAGAUAAGAACAGAUCAUGACAAACACUUAGCUGACUGAAAAGUCACUUUAAUUUUAAUAUCCCUUGUGCUUUAUUUUGGCUCGGCUUAUUCUUGUUGGUGAGAGAUAGGAUAGAUUACUAUAAUUUCUAGAACUGAUAUUGUAUGUCAAAGAACAUAAGUUCAAGAAUUUUGUAUUUUUUUUUAAAGUAAUAA
Molecule: messenger RNA, 3635 nt
Organism: Benincasa hispida (wax gourd)
Lineage: Eukaryota; Viridiplantae; Streptophyta; Magnoliopsida; Cucurbitales; Cucurbitaceae
Product: Tetratricopeptide repeat (TPR)-like superfamily protein
Biological process (GO): RNA modification
Molecular function (GO): RNA binding; protein binding
Source: RefSeq, a predicted model, not a curated record